AUGGAUACAGCCAAACAUGCCAGCCCAGUUUUCUACCCCGCAUUCUGCUUCAAGGCAUCGCCAACCCACUUCGCCUGGGUGAAAAUGGCCGCGGCAGAUGUGCAUCGGCUGCAAAGGCGGAGAGGCUUUGAAGGCCAAAACAUCUUUUUCUACAACAACCACCCAAUCCGCUUCGUCAGCCUAGUCGGACUGGUCGUCGCCCGGACCGAGGUGCCUCGACGAACAAUCCUAACACUAGACGACAGCAGCGGCGCCACAAUCGACGUAGCCGUACUGCAAGCAGAUCCCAGAAAGGACCCAUCAAAGGGAUCCACAGCGGCAUCCAAACUGGGGAUAGCAGACGCAGACCCAGAUGCCGCAGUAUCCAUAGACUCAACAGAGAUAUCGACAGCAGAUGGCAAGACAAUCUCAACAACAACACCAACAGCAGCAACAGGAACAGCAACCCAUGUAUCCGCAACAGAUCGCACCGAGCUCGACAUCUCACGCCUGACACCAGGAACAACAGUAAGAGUCAAAGGCACGCUCUCGCUCUUCCGGGCCACGAUGCAACUGCAUCUCGAGCGCUUCACGCUGGUGCGGGACACCAACGCCGAGAUGCAGUUCCUGGACGAGCGGCUCCAGUUCUUGGUCGAGGUGCUGGCCGUGCCAUGGGUGCUGCUGGACGAAGAGGUGGAGCAGUUGCGCGGCGAGGCGGAGCGCGGGGAUUUGUUGGCUAUUGAGGAGAAGAAGCGCGCGGAACAGAAAGUGAAGAGGCGUGCAGAGCGCGAGGAGAGGGAUCAGCGCCAUAUUCAGAAGAGGUAUGAGCGCGAGGAACGGAAAAGAGAUAAAGAGGCGGGCGUGUGUAGAGAGGAUGGGGUUAAGGUGAUGCGGAAGAUUCGGAGGAGAAAGGUUCUUCAAGGAGAGUGA
Messenger RNA from Penicillium alfredii, 909 nucleotides. RefSeq names its product OB-fold domain-containing protein. Bases 1 to 909 code for a protein of 302 amino acids. NCBI's taxonomy places the organism in Eukaryota, Fungi, Ascomycota, Eurotiomycetes, Eurotiales, Aspergillaceae. The record is from RefSeq and is a predicted model, not a curated record. The transcript is spliced from 2 exons.